AUGUCAAUGAUCUCGCUACUCACCCGACGCGCGCGCAUCAAUUGCAGUCGCAUUCGCAUCCCCGCCAGACAGCUAUCGACACUCCCGAACACGACCAUCUUCCGCGCACUGCAAGACCACGACCCGGACAGUCUAGCUGUCAUUCACAGUUCGUCCGCGCGCUCAUUUACAUACGGGAGUCUGAUAGCCGAUGUUGUCGCGGCCAAGGAUGAUCUCGAGCGCAAAGCUGCCAACGCCAACGCGUCGGGUCAAUUGGCCGGUGAGCGAGUUGCGUUUCUGGCCGAGAAUAGCUAUGACUACGUAGUCACGCUGUUGGCGAUCUUUGCUAGUGAUGCUAUUGCGUUGCCGUUGUCGCCUUCUUUUCCGUCUGGGGAGUUGAAGUAUAUUCUCGAUAAUUCCCAGGCGAAGGUUUUGCUUGCCACUGAGAAAUAUGCGGAUAAAGCUAUGGAGGUCCUCCAUCAGGGAUUGGAUCGUGAGCCUUUAUUCAAUGUUCGCAAGAAGCUAUUGGAGGGUGGUGCCCGGCAGAGCGUCACUUUGGAGGCAUUGAAGAAGCCUUCUGGUGGAAUGAUGCUAUAUACAUCUGGCACGACCAAUAGACCGAAAGGCGUACUCAUCCCACAGUCGGCACUGGCAGCUCAAGCCUCAUCCCUGUUACAAGCAUGGAACUACUCCCCUGAUGACCGCCUCCUACACCUGCUACCACUCCACCACAUCCACGGUGUAGUAAACGCCAUCGUGGCACCAAUAGUAGCAGGCUCAUCCAUCGAAUUCAUGUACCCCUUCAACACAGACCAAGUCUGGAAACGCCUCGCAGCACCAUUCCAAUCCACCACCACCACCAAACCAUCAAAAAUAACCUUCCUAACAGCCGUCCCAACAAUCUACAACAGACUUCUAAACACAUUCCCAACCCUCCAAGCAGAAACCCAAAAAGCCGCCAAAGAAGGAAUCUCCCCAUCAAACCUCCGACUAAAUAUCUCAGGCUCCGCCGCGCUCCCAACACCGACUAAAACCUCCUGGUCAAAUCUAAGCAACGGCAACGUCCUCCUCGAGCGCUUCGGCAUGACAGAAGUCGGCAUGGCAAUAAGCUGCGGACUAGACAAUGCGGACCGAGUCGACGGAAGCGUCGGCUGGCCCUUACCAGGCGUUGAAGCCCGUCUAGUCGAUACAGACAACGGCCAGGUCAUCCCAGUCGGCGAUGAAAUCGACCCCAAAGGCCGUGAACUCGAAGGCGAGAUCCAGUUACGCGGAGAUACUAUCUUCAGUGAGUAUUGGGGUAAUGAGAAAGCCACCCGUGAAGGAUUCGUCGAUGAUGGAAGUGGAGAUGGAAAAGGCAAAUGGUUCUGUACGGGCGAUGUAGCGACGAGGAGGGUCGUUAAUGGUGCCGGGUCUGGCAGCAGUGGUGAAUGGGCGAAAGGACCCAUGUAUUUCAUUCAGGGGAGGAAGAGCGUUGAUAUUAUCAAAAGUGGUGCUGAGAAGAUUAGCGCGUUGGAGGUUGAGAGGGAGUUGCUUUCGCUUCCCCAAAUAACCGAAGCAGCAGUCGUCGGCCUCCCCUCCGAAAAAUGGGGCCAAAAGGUCGCUGCUGUCGUCGUUCUUCAUCCUGAUGCUGCUUCUUCGGGUCGAAGUGGGAAGUCUUGGGGUCCGAUGGAUAUGAGACGGGCUUUGAAGGAACAUUUGGCUCCUUAUAAGAUUCCUUCUGAGAUGAAAGUCUUGGAUGCUAUUCCGAGGAAUGCGAUGGGAAAGGUUAAUAAGAAGGCUCUUAUUAAAGAGGUGUUUGAUGUUUGA
Molecule: messenger RNA, 1785 nt
Organism: Penicillium antarcticum
Lineage: Eukaryota; Fungi; Ascomycota; Eurotiomycetes; Eurotiales; Aspergillaceae
Product: acyl-CoA synthetase
Exons: 5
Coding region: 1-1785 (594 amino acids)
Biological process (GO): fatty acid metabolic process
Molecular function (GO): medium-chain fatty acid-CoA ligase activity
Source: RefSeq, a predicted model, not a curated record